Messenger RNA from Equus quagga, 1584 nucleotides. RefSeq names its product Fc receptor like 4 (gene FCRL4). The transcript is spliced from 12 exons. The record is from RefSeq and is a predicted model, not a curated record. Gene Ontology annotation, molecular function: transmembrane signaling receptor activity. Bases 1 to 1584 code for a protein of 527 amino acids. Gene Ontology annotation, biological process: cell surface receptor signaling pathway. NCBI's taxonomy places the organism in Eukaryota, Metazoa, Chordata, Mammalia, Perissodactyla, Equidae.
AUGCUACUGUGGGCAUCCUUGCUGUUCCUUGCUCCAGUCAGUGGACAACUUGCAACUGCACCCAAACCCACGAUUUCUCUCCAUCCUCCAUGGACCACCGUCUUCAAAGGAGAGACUGUGAAUCUGACUUGCGAUGGAUUUCACUUCUAUGCACCAGAGAAAAUAAAAUGGUAUCGUCACUUCCUUGGAAGAGAAACACAAAUCGAAACCCUAGGAAACACCUUUCAGGUCCAUUCUUCUGGAGACUACAGAUGCCAGGCCGAGGGCUCACAGCUAAGUAACCCUGUGCGCUUGCAUUUUUCUUCAGACCCUCUCAUCCUUCAAGCCCCGGAUGCUGUGUUUGAAGGUGAUAUGUUUGUUCUGAGAUGCAAGAAAAGGGGGAAAGAGAAACUGAUUGCUGUGAAGUACACUUACAAUGGAAAAGUUAUUUCUGAUUCUAAUAAAACCUUGGAUCUUCUGAUACCACAAGCAAGUUCAAAUAAUGGUGGCUAUUACCAGUGCAUUGGAUCUGUGGAAGGAAAUUAUAUGUUUAGAUCAAGUACAAAAGUUAUUAAAAUUCAAGAACUAUUUCCACGUCCAAAGCUGACAGUCACAGCCUCCCAGCCUACAGAGGGGAAUUCUGUAAACUUGAGCUGUGAAACACAGCUCCCUCUAGAGCGGUCAGACACUCAGCUUCACUUCGUCUUCUUCAGAGACAACGAGGUGAUCCUUUCAGACUGGAGCAGGUCCCCAGAAUUCCAGAUCACAACCAUCUGGAGGGAAGACUCAGGAUCUUAUUGGUGUGGUGCUGAAACAAUGACCCACAGCGUCCACAAACGAAGCCUCCCACUGCAGAUCCAGGUGCAGAGAAUCCCUGUGUCUGGAGUGCUUUUGGAGACCCAGCCCCAAGAGGGCCACGUGGUUGAAGGGGAGACACUGAUCCUUGUCUGCUCCGUGGCUGAAGGCACAGGGGACACCACAUUCUCCUGGCACAGAGAGGACACAAAGGAGAGUCUGGGGAGGAAAAGUCAGCGUUCUCAGAAGGCAGAGCUUAGGAUACCUGUUACCAGGGAGAGCCAUGCUGGGGAAUACUAUUGUACAGCUGACAAUGGCUACGGCCACAUCCGGAGUGAGGUAGUGAACAUCACCGUGAGAAGCCCUCCAGGGAAUAGAAGUGGCCUUAUUGCCGGGGGAGCCACUGGAGUGUCACUCAGCAUUCUUCUGGCUGCUGCCCUGCUGUUUUGCUGCUGGCACCAGAGGAAAUCAGGAGACGGUUUUCUGAAAAACAGAAUCAGGAGUCCUCCCACCCCAGGCUUAAGAGAGUCUGCCCAUCCCACGUGCCCUGCCGCAGUGGAGCUGCAGCAAUUGUACAGCAAUGUGCACCGCAAAGAAGGAGACUUGGUAUAUUCUGAGAUCCAGAUUAUUCAGCAGGGAGAAGAAAAGGAAACCAAUACCUCCAGAACAUCUCUAGAGGACAAGUGUGCCUCCGUUAUCUACUCUGAGGUGAAGAGACAACUUUCAGGGGAUUCAGCUGGAAUGGUCCACUGUAAGGAUGAAGAAGCCAUGGAAAGUUACGAGAAUGUCCCUCAUAAGACUUGUCCCUGA